AAAUCAUCUUUCAUCUGAUACUCUUUCUAGAAUUGGUCAAAUUAAAAAUGAACUUCAAAAGGCUAUUUCUGAAGAGCAUAGCACUUCUUUAUCUAGUGAAGAAACUUAUAAUCAAGAGAUGCAAAUCAACGAUGAAGAAGGGGAAUGGUCUAUUGAAGAUAUUAUCUCUCAAGAUUUAUA
Molecule: messenger RNA, 180 nt
Organism: Racocetra fulgida
Lineage: Eukaryota; Fungi; Glomeromycota; Glomeromycetes; Diversisporales; Gigasporaceae
Source: the annotation of a GenBank genome assembly